Molecule: messenger RNA, 2265 nt
Organism: Megalops cyprinoides (Indo-Pacific tarpon)
Lineage: Eukaryota; Metazoa; Chordata; Actinopteri; Elopiformes; Megalopidae
Product: zinc finger protein 501-like
Exons: 2
Coding region: 692-2071 (459 amino acids)
Biological process (GO): regulation of transcription by RNA polymerase II
Cellular component (GO): nucleus
Molecular function (GO): DNA-binding transcription activator activity, RNA polymerase II-specific; RNA polymerase II cis-regulatory region sequence-specific DNA binding
Source: RefSeq, a predicted model, not a curated record
GACUACAGCACAGGAAAAUCACACACCUAUGGCAUGCCAGCUAACCGUGUAGUCACUGCUUGAUUAUUAGGAGUUACUGUAAAGUAGGUUGUUGGUUACUGAGGACAGGAAUGCCUAGACCCAUAGAUAAAGAAAUCCUCUGCACUGGAUCGUCCAAUCCCUGCUCUCUCUCCACUCGCCAUGACGCGUCAGGACAUGGUACUAAACCGAUUAAGAGAAAAAGAAUUCUCGCCUGCUGACAGCAAGUGAAUAUCAUAGACGGCAGUGUUGACGCUAGAAGGUAGCAAACCAGCAUUUAACACAGCAGCUAUACAGACGGGAUCGUGGUGCUUCCGUCGAAUUUGACUGCUUUUUAGCCUUGGUAGUUGUGCGCGGAUCUGCGGAGUAAAACAACGUCUUGAAAACACAGCAGUCGCAGAAAGUAUCACUCCAUCUUGAUCGCUCCGAGGCAAUUCUGGUGGGAGUUCGGGUUUUCCCUACAAUGUUGGGGUGCAUCCAAAAUCGCGCAAGCAGACAGGACCGUGGAGAUGUGCUGUAGAUUAUGAUGGAAAGAGUUACAUCUCGACAUAGAAGACUCAAAGAAAUGCCAUUCCUGGAUGAUGUACGGAAAUCGGCAAACUGGCCUCUGUUCUUUAGUGUCUGAGAAGCCGCUCUGAUUUUUAUUUUCAGUCUCACAGUGGUUCUUUGUGAGAUGGAGCCUCCUGCAAAAAAUGAAGGCGACGUCUUGCCUGCAUUGAGACCCGACCUGAUUAAAGCGGAGAGAGAAGAAUGGGACUCGUAUGAAACCCAGAAUAACACAGGAAACACAACACAAAAUAAAUGUGACGGGUGGUUCACAAGUGCAGAGGAGGCCCCUGGAACUAGUCUGGAUUAUAACAUAAUAAAAGUUGAGACUGACGAUCUGGAGUACAUUAAGCGUGAACAGCAACACUCAGAUACACUAAUAAAAACAGAGGCUGGUGAAUUGGGCCUCAAGGAACCAGAGCAACAUGUUAUCCACAGACCCGAUGAGUGUUCUGACUCUGCCUCCUAUGCAGUAACACAGAGCGAAUCCACCACGUGGUUUCCUCAGAUCGAGACAGAGACGAAUCAUCAAAUGCAUGAAGCAGUGGCACCGUAUUUUUGCACUGUGUGCACGCAGAGGUUUUAUGAUUUCCAGAGCUUAAAAGAACACCAACAGCUGCACUCGGGAGAAAAACAAUACAUUUGCUCAGAGUGUGGGAAGAGCUUCAAGAAGUCAAAAGCCCUCUUGAGGCAUCAGCGCAUCCACACUGGAGAGAAGCCAUACUCCUGCACAGAGUGUGGAAAGAGUUUUGGCCAAUUGGGAACCUUAAAGACUCAUCAGCGAAUUCAUACCGGAGAGAAACCAUACUCUUGCGUAGACUGCGGGAGGUGUUUCAACCAGUUAGAACAUUUAAAAACACAUUAUCAAAUUCACACGGGAGAAAAACCCUUCACUUGCACGCAGUGUGGAAUGAGUUUUGGUCAGGCGGGGACUUUAAAGAAUCAUCAGCGCAUUCACACGGGAGAGAAACCUUACUGUUGCACUGAGUGCGGAAAGAGUUUUGGGCAGUUGGGCACUUUAAAGACUCAUCAGCGUAUUCACACAGGAGAGAAGCCACACUCUUGCACAGAGUGUGGAAGACGCUUCAAUCAGUUGGAACACUUGAGAACACAUCAGCGAACUCACACAGGAGAGAAACCGUACCCUUGCACCAAAUGUGGGAAAUGCUUCAAUCAGUUAGAGCACUUAAGAACUCAUAAUCGAAUUCACACGGGAGAGAAGCCCUAUUCUUGCACAGUGUGUGGAAAGAGUUUUAGUGCCUUUGGAACAUUUAAAGAACACCAACGAAUUCACACAGGAGAGAAACCGUACGUUUGCACAGAAUGUGGAAAGAGCUUCAGGCAGUUGGAAAGCUUGAUGAGACAUCAGCGAAUUCACACAGGAGAAAAACCAUACUCCUGCAAUGUGUGUGGAAAGAGAUUCAGUCAGUCAGGAAACUUAAAACAUCAUCAGCGAAAUCACAAGAAAGAAUCCACCGAAGCAAAGAGUGUUGUUAGUGCUCAGUAAUCAGAGCUUGGGACCUGAAUCAGCCCUCCUACUUUGCACUUUGCCAUUUUAAUAACAGAUGUAAGAGUUAACUAGUUAUCUUAGUUUAUACAAUACUGUACGAUAAUGUGGGAGACCAAAUACACUUGACCAAGCUUAUAAUCGAAUAACACAAAGUAACUGUUUUAAAGUAGUCCAAUGAAGUUCAUUUUAGA